Molecule: messenger RNA, 2187 nt
Organism: Oikopleura dioica
Lineage: Eukaryota; Metazoa; Chordata; Appendicularia; Copelata; Oikopleuridae
Source: the annotation of a GenBank genome assembly
AUGUCCGAUUCCGAAUCGUCCGAUGAUGACUUGGCAGGAGUAUUCGAUUCCUGCUUCGAUACAGUCGAAACCGAAGAAAUCGCCGAUUCCGACAUUGUCAAGCAAAAUCAAGCGUCGCGGAGAAAAGUUCACGAUGCCUACGCUGCCGGUCCAACUCCGGCCGAAAGAGAUGCGAAAAAGAUGGAACUGCUCAAGCUGAAGAACAGGCGGAAAAGACCGAUGAAUGAGCUGAUGGAAGACGAAUCCGACAACAUUUUUUCCUCUCCAGCGAAACGGACGAAAAAUAAUGAAGAGCCAAAGAAUAUUUUCGAAGAAGAAAACGAAGAAGAAGAAACGAAUAUUUUCGAGGAAAAGCCAUCUUCUCUUUCUGCUUCUCUCAAACCGCUCAAGAAAAAGAAUCUUCCAAAGAAUCCGACCAAAGCUCCAGAAUCGUCAAAAACCAACUUUGAUUUUUCGCCAAAGAAGAAAUCGAAGAAAUCUGCUCCGGCAAUGGACAUGGGAGUCAUGCAGAGUACGAAGAAAACUGCUUCAAGUCUUGCGGGGACGAGUAGUGAGACGAAAUUGCAGAAGCUGUCGAUUUCGGAAGGAGAAUCGGCAGUAUGCGGCUUGUCAGGAAUUGUCCUCAGAAACCGAGAAGUAUCCCAUCUUGAAGUAGAAGCGCACAUCGGCCUGGCCAAGUUCACGCAUUGCCACUUUCUAGCGACUGGGGCGGAUGAAAAAGUCGACUUCGCCACGAUCGGCAUCGUCGUCCAAAAAGUGCAGCCACAAACUCUUGACAAGAAAGGAAACCCCUUUACGAUUUUCAGCUUAUCAAAUCUUAGAGACAUUCCGAGAACGAUCAAAAUCAUGGCUUUUGGCGAGAACCACAAAAAAUACUGGAAGACUCAAGUCGGAGCUGUUUGCCUCGUCGUCAAUCCGAAGAAAAUGCCCGCCCGUGGAGAUUCCAAAUACGAACAAGUCCCGACUUUCAUGCUCCAGGGACCCGAUUGCUUCAAAAUCAUGGGCUUCUCCGCAGAUCUGGGCACUUGCACAUCGAAAACAGCACAAGGGCAGCCUUGCCGGCAGUUCGUGAAUCUCAGCGUCUCCCAACUCUGUCCGAAUCAUGUGAUGAAGCAGUGGAAUCGAGCAAGUUCCGCUCGUGGCGAAUUGAGCGCAAAAACUGGCACGCACGGUCUUUCUGGCGCUGGAAGUGCGUGGCAAAAGACCAAAGGCGACUUUUUCUUCUCUGGUGGAAAGACUUUCCAAGCGCUUCCUCCUUCGCAGAAUCCAGCGUGCAACAAGAACUCGAUGCUUGAUUCAUUGGCCAAAAGUCAUGCGAACAAGGGCGUCAGAGAUGGAUUGAAGGAGAUGAAAAAGAAUCCUGGAAUCGUUGUCAUGAACGCUCCAGCUGGAAAAAUGCCGGCUGAAAACACGAAUGUCAUGGUAAAAAGCUCGAUGCACGGAGGACGAAUGCUUGCCGCCGCUUUGGGAAGAUCCCACGAAAAUGAAAGUCUGAUGGCUUCGAAACGAAUGAAAGCUCCAGAUCCAAAAGUGUCCAGCAUUUCCGCAGCGCAGCUUUUGAAGCAGAAGAACGAGGAAUUCGCAGCUAGAAAGAGGGAAGCACUGAAGAGACAAAAAGAGGAAGCGAUUAAAAAAGCGUCGCAGGGUGGAAACGCUCCUACUCUUGGAGGCGGCCUUUCAAAGGGCAUAGGAGAGAAGAAAGAAAAAGUUGAACGGACCUUUAUGGGACAGAAAACUUCCUGCGUCGAUAUCAAAGCUAUACUGGAGAAAAAGUCGAAGUACCAUGCGAGCGUGGAGGAUUUGAUGUCCGCCGAGCAGGAUUUCUACUUUUCCGUGCUGGAGAAGAAGGAGGAAAGACAGACGAAAAUGGAUGGUGUUAUGAAGGCAGAUGCUCAAGUUGUGACUUGCAAAGAUUGCAAAUACACCUACUGGAGUCCUCACGAAAAUUGCAAGAAGCAAAACCACAACCUCGUCUGGAAAGAAGCAACAAAGCGUUGGUUCCAGUGUAAAAACUGCCCAACUCAACGAGCAAUUACAUUUUCAAAAUAUCCCAAAACCAGUUGUUCCUCCUGUGGCCAGGGAACGCGCUGGGUCAGAGUUGCCGCUGGAGAUACGAACAGAGUCGCAGCAAAAGAGCGGGACAGUUUGCUCAUUCGAGGAGAAGAGAGAAAAUGGGUCAAUUCCUGA